AAUGGAUCUAAUAUGUAUUCUUCUUCUUGUAAUCAAUGGGGUGCCAUUGGCUUUUACUCAGUUCAAUGGAUAUAACUGUGAUCCAACCUUCCACAGCAGAUUCCCAGGAGAGCGGGAUAUCAGUGUGUACUGUGGGGUGCAGACCAUCACCCUGAAGAUCAACUUCUGCCCCGUGCUCUACUCCGGCUACACUAUUGCUGACUUGGCCCUGAACGGGCGUCAUGCAGAUGUACACUGUCGGGGUUUCAUCAACAACAACACCUUCCCCACGGCGGUGCUGUUCAGCAUCAGCCUCAGCACGCUGGAGGCCUGCGGCAACACGCUGGUGGUUUCCUCAGCUCAGGGCAACAAUGCCUAUGGAAAUAUAUCCCUGGUGCAGAUCGGACAUAUAUCAGGCUAUAUCGACACCCCUGACCCACCGACCGUCAUUAGCUACCUGCCUGGUCUGCAGUACAAAUUCAGCUGCAGUUAUCCUCUGGAGUACCUGGUCAACAACUCUCAGCUGGCUUCAUCUUCUGCUGCUAUAGCAGUAAAAGACAACAAUGGUACCUUUGUAAGCACCUUGAGUUUGAUUCUGUUCAAUGACUCAUCCUUCAUCCAGCAGCUGUCCGUCCCCAUGGCUGGUCUCCCACUGAAGACCAGAGUUUUUGCUGCAGUUAGGGCCACUAACUUAGACAGGAGGUGGAAUAUCUUGAUGGAUUACUGUUUCACCACUCCCUCUGGGAAUCCCAAAGACGAGAUACGCUAUGACCUUUUCUUCGGAUGUCACAAAGACCCGCAGACGACCAUUUUUGAGAACGGGAAGAGCCAAAUGGGCCGAUUUGCAUUUGAGGUUUUUCGCUUUGUGAAACACAAAAACCAGAAAAUGUCCACUGUCUUUCUGCACUGUGUCACAAAGCUGUGCCGGGUUGACGACUGUGCCAUGCUGAUGCCGAUCUGUGGGAAAAGGAGAAAAAGGGAUGAGAGUCCUGUUCCCUCUGCUGGAGAUGCUGUGAUAACUGCAGGCCCUAUAAUCACCAGGGGGGAUGAAACUCCAACCAGCAACUCACAGCUUGGGAAUGAUCGUUCUCCACGGCUGGACACAGUGACCAGCGCUCUGGUGUCGGGAGUGGUAGUGCUGGGCGUCUUGAGCCUGGGCUUCUUCCUCCUCUCCAUCAGGCUGCUCCGGAGAUCCAGUCCGUCCACCUUAACUGCAGUCCGCAACCCCAACUUCAAAUGACCCGCACACUCUCCUGCUCACCACUGCCUCGAGCUUACUGUGUCUGAACUCAGAACACUGCACAAAUUCUCUAAAAUUCAGUAAAUUUGCUAUGAGUGGUCCAGCGGUUUAAAGCGAGGCCACUAUGAUCAGGAGAUCACUGGUUCAAAUCCUGGUCAUGCAGCUUGCCAUCAGCUGCCAGAGCCCUGAGAGAGCACAUUUGGCUUUGCUCUCUCUGGGUGGGUACAGUAGAAGGCGUUCUUUACCCUCAUCACUUCUAGGGUGAUGUUGCUUAGCACAAGGCUGCGUCUGUGAGCUGAUGUAUCAGAACCGGGUUGCUGCGUUUUCUUCCGAACGCACUGUGAUGCUACUCAGUUCAAAAAGAGGCGGAGUCUGACUUCACAUGUGUCGGAGGAGCACAAGUGAUGGUGGGAGUACUAAUGAGUAGGUUGGAUAAUUUGCCGUGUAAAUUGGGAAGAAAAUGGGAAUAAACAUAUGAAAAUUGCUAUUGGAGGAGCGUUUUUCACACAGAUCAUUGUUUCAACCAGACCAUUGUUUAAUUACACAUUUCAUGUUCCAUACUUUAGUCUCUACAGUGGUGAAUCUUAAGUGUUUCGUUUAUUACCUCAGCUUGUUAUGUUGCGUGUUGUUCUUGAUCUUUUCAGGGUGCAUGAUCCAUACAUCUUGAAUAGUGUGUUAAAGUGAAUGAGUAUGCUGUGUGUGUGUGUGUGUGUGUGUGCAUACACAAGUGUGAAUGUAAAUCCACUAUGGUGUAAAAAUGCAUUGUACGUAUCUGUAAGACAUUUUAAAUCUGAUGUGAAAUAUGAUUUU
Molecule: messenger RNA, 2029 nt
Organism: Astyanax mexicanus (Mexican tetra)
Lineage: Eukaryota; Metazoa; Chordata; Actinopteri; Characiformes; Acestrorhamphidae
Gene: zpld1b
Product: zona pellucida-like domain containing 1b
Exons: 10
Coding region: 2-1219 (405 amino acids)
Cellular component (GO): cell surface
Source: RefSeq, a predicted model, not a curated record